AUGUCUAUCAAGACCUCUCUUAGCGCAGGCACUGCAACGCCUACUAAGCGUACUCCAAUCCAAUCCCUUGACGGUCCUGACAGGCCACCUCGUCUCUCCGUCCUAGAUUCCGCCAAGAAGUCUAUCUGCAAUGUGGAACAACUUUCCAUUGCUGUUAACGACGGUCCGGACGGCGCAGUCCCUGGUUUCGUGCACAUAUCAUCAAAUUUUGAGAGGCGAACCUCCAACUCGUCUUCUUCGUCGCGGACAGCAGCAAUUCUGCUUUCAGGUGCAGGUGGCGGCCUCGUAGGCCCAUCCUCGAUCUACCUGUCCAUGGCGACUAAACUAGCAUCUCUUGAUGCGGGAAUCCCAGCUCUGAGAAUGGAUUACAGAUACCCCGCCAGAAACAAAUAUUGCGUUCAGGAUGUGGAAGCUGCCAUGUCGUUACUGGAAGCUGACUAUGGGCUUGAUCGCGUUGUGUUAGUAGGCUGGUCCUUUGAAGGUGCGCCGGUCUUCACGGUUGGCGGGAACAAUUCACGUGUUGUUGGCUGCGCAACCGUAGCAUCUCAGACUGCCGAAACAGAGGGAAUCAGACGCCUUGCGCCCCGACCGAUACUGCUGCUCCAUCGAACUGGUGAUCGGUGCUUGAGUUACUCAUGCUCCGAGAGGUUGCAUGCAAUGUAUGGAUCCAAGGGCGAUAGACGAAUACACCUAUUUGAUGGUGACGAUCACGCUUUGACAAGAAAUGCGUUCGAAGCAGAGCUGGAGCUAUGUUCUUUCGUUAUGAGAUGUGCCGGAGUGAAUAUUCAAGAUGGUGAAAAGGAUAUUGUUGGCAAACAACUUAUUUCAAAGGAGGAGAGAAUUAAUAAAAUGGUUAAAGGCGGUGAUCUAAAGGGAGAGGAACGUAUAUACUAA
Molecule: messenger RNA, 894 nt
Organism: Aplosporella prunicola CBS 121167
Lineage: Eukaryota; Fungi; Ascomycota; Dothideomycetes; Botryosphaeriales; Aplosporellaceae
Exons: 1
Coding region: 1-894 (297 amino acids)
Source: RefSeq, a predicted model, not a curated record